AUAAAGGGAAGACGCGAGAGUCAGAUGCAUUCGAAGAGUAUAUCGCGAAUGAAAUAACUUGCACGCAAACGUUUCAAUCUACUAUCAACUGCGAUGAAUAAGCACGAGCCUAUCGAAUUUGUCGUUUGUCAGGAAAAGAUUCCGCUUCUGGAGGAGAAUAUUACAAAAAUAGGAUCUCUUUUCAACGUUGAUGUCACACUCAAAGCAAACGAUCCAACGAGUAGACAACGAUGGAUUUGCCUUAAAGGGAACGACGCAAAUCUUCAGAAAAAGGCACAGACCUACAUCAAGUCUCUGUGUAGCACGAGUAAGCACCCCAUCGAAGCGCCUGUCGGCCUGUGUGAAAAGCUAAAGAGCGGCCAUCUAGGUAAGGAGGUUGAAAGGCUCAGUGGCGCAGUAUUGUCAUGUAAUGACAAUACAGUGUACAUCCAAAGUGAUGAUAAUUUAGUCACAGCCUUAGCGGUCUCUGAAAUUGAGCGACAUAUUGCGAAUUUCAACAAAGAAGAUAAAAUUGACGUCGCUUCGAGUAAAUGUGACCCUACUGCUGUGCCGGACGCAGUGAACAUUCCAGAACGUUCUACGUCAGUUGCAACAGAUAUUCCGCCUUCCAUGAGGGAAUUCGCGUAUAAACUGAACUAUACAGACAAAGAAAUCGACGCAGUCAUAAAAACAUUUGGAACAGAGAUCAAUAUUAAUCAACUGUUACAGGAACUUUUAAAAAAUACUGCAUCUGCGCAGCAGCUUGGCACCGCUCCAGAGGACACAACUUUGCUUCCUGGUUAUGUUCGAGGAAAUUGUGUGGCGCCACCUCUGCAACCGACAGAAACGCGUAGAACUCUGCUCGCUAGAGGCGCUCCCGCCACUCCUCCUAGAAGGCCAGAAUAUCAUUAUGUUCCUGAACACAUUAGGAAAGUCCCUUCUGAUAAUUUGCGGCCAAUCGUGAUUGAUGGCAGCAAUGUGGCAAUGAGUCAUGGCAAUCAGAGAAUGUUUUCGUGUCGGGGGAUAAAAAUUUGCGUGGAAUACUUUCAACGGAGAGGACAUACAGACAUUACUGUCUUUGUACCCAUGUGGAGAAUGGAAGAAUGUCGCCAAGACAGUCCGAUCAUGAACCAGGAAGUACUUGACGAGUUAUUCAGCCUAAGCAUUUUGAAGCUUACUCCAUCAAGGUCACAUGGUAACCGUCGCAUCGUGUGUUACGAUGACAAGUAUACGGUAGAUUUGGCGGACCAAAAUGGGGGAAUAAUUGUCUCCAAUGACAAUUUUAGAGACCUCCUUGAAGAAAACCCACGAUGGAAAGAGACAAUUGAACAGCGCACACUGAUGUACACCUUUGUAGGGGACCGUUUUAUGCCUCCGGACGAUCCUCUGGGAAGGAGAGGACCCUCCCUAGAUGAUUUUCUCCGAAGAGGGUCCGCUACUCAUCCAAAAAUAUGCCCUUACCUGAAGAACUGUACUUUUGGCAAUCGUUGCAAAUAUUACCACCCUGAAAAGGACACAGAACGGCAACAGGGGGGAACUUCAAUUAGAACCUCCUCCGAGAUUACUGAACACCAAACGAACGGUGUAGGGGAACUUAAUAUUGCAACUCAAACCCCAGUAAUUUCAUCUACACAACGUUGCAACAGGCACAUUUUAUCAGAGUCAAGAGUCAGUUUCCAGUCCCGAGUUGACAAUCAUCCUGGACGUCCCGGAGAUAUUGUAUCUCGUGGCAGUUCUGCCCGCGGUGUAACUUCUAAUGAACAUAACCACAUUAAUGGUUGCGGGGAACCCUUAUACCCCCACGGGUUUUACGGUGGAAAUGUUUAUGCGGACUAUCAUCAUUCGGUAGUUCCUGACUAUGCGCCUCCCAUGUUUCCUCCGGAUAUGAACCAAUUCCCACCGCUCGCAGCACCAUGGGCUUCAUCUCCGUAUACUACUCCCGCGCAGUAUGCACCGUCCCCACCGAUGGGAUAUCCCCACGGGCAUGCAACGUACGUGUAUUUCGAACCUCCUCCGCCCUUGCGUGAACCCCGUAAGGGAAAUGUCGGGGAUCAGAUUGAUGGCAACUCAGAACAGAAUUCCCUCAGCAAAGAGGAAUACCAAAUGCUUAAGGACAUCUGUGACGAUGAAAAUAAAUUAACACGCAUUCUGCGCGAUAACCCUCGAGAGCGGGACAUAAACAGAUUAGCCCAUCUCUUAUUUGAGAACUAAAAUCUCCCGGUGACCGGUGAAUUCAAAUAUUACAGACUCGAGUGUCUGUUCAAUUAUGACAUAUAUCAAUGACUGUUUCCAAAUAUUUUUAAGUAUCGCUUCGAAUAUUACGAGAUGUAUUUAGGCGCUACAAUACUCAACAAGUUUUGACCAAUUUACUUCAGCGUUUUUUUGAAGUGUAGCUGACCUGUAUGUACUCUUAUCAUAUCGCCUUUAAUUCACUUGUAAUAUGCAUAAUCUCUGGUUCAGCUAUAUCAUAACUCUAUAAUACAAAAAACACUUAAUGAAAAGUCUUAUUUGAUUACACAGUUUUCUCUUU
Molecule: messenger RNA, 2509 nt
Organism: Stylophora pistillata
Lineage: Eukaryota; Metazoa; Cnidaria; Anthozoa; Scleractinia; Pocilloporidae
Cellular component (GO): cytoplasmic ribonucleoprotein granule; nucleus
Molecular function (GO): mRNA binding; metal ion binding; RNA endonuclease activity
Source: RefSeq, a predicted model, not a curated record